This is a messenger RNA of Toxotes jaculatrix (banded archerfish), 588 nucleotides long. RefSeq names its product testis expressed 36 (gene tex36). NCBI's taxonomy places the organism in Eukaryota, Metazoa, Chordata, Actinopteri, Toxotidae. The record is from RefSeq and is a predicted model, not a curated record. The transcript is spliced from 4 exons. Bases 1 to 588 code for a protein of 195 amino acids.
AUGGUAAAAGGUGGAAAGCGAUAUUCUUCAAUGAGCAAUGAUGGCAAAUGGUUUGCUCAUUCAGUUUUACCAGAAAAUGAGACAAGGAAUCGUGGGACUUGUACAAGCACUGGGAUCAUGCUGACUCAGGUUAAAUCAUCAUUGCCUGAGGCUCUGAACUUUGAGCGCUAUCCUAAAUGGAAACCUCAGCAGAAAUCCAGAGAGUAUCCAUUCUCAGACCAUGACAACAAGCAUUCCUUAAAAGACAACAUCUCUGUCUUUACUCAUGGUGUGGGACGCAGGAAAUGUCUUGAUGAUCGCAGACAGCACAACUCCCACUUCUGCCUGUGCCAGGAUGGAGCUGACAGCAGCACUGCAGAGAGUGGGGGGAACCUCACAGCCUACCAGACUGACUUUAUGGCGAAGCAGGCUGUUAAUGUUCCAAACAGCACCAGAAGGUUCCCCCGCAACCACAAGCAGAAGUCUGCAGAGGCAGCUUUAGGACAGGCAGGGGAGCAAUUGAUGUGGUUUGGACGACACGACUCUGACCUCCCGGAGACCCUGCAAGUGCUGGCAGCUACCAACAGCUCAGCAUCUUCCAGGCCCUAA